AUAUUGGCAUUGGCCCAAAGCGUUCACCCCUCGCGUGUCUCUCGUUCUCUGCGAUUUAUUUUAGUAGAUCCCUUAAGCGCACAUCUCUCAAGGGGUCCGCCGUUUGAAGGAGAAAUGGGACUGACAUUUACGAAGCUUUUCAGUCGGCUUUUUGCCAAAAAGGAAAUGCGAAUUCUCAUGGUGGGUCUUGAUGCUGCUGGUAAGACCACCAUCUUGUAUAAGCUCAAGCUUGGGGAGAUCGUUACUACAAUUCCUACCAUUGGGUUUAAUGUGGAGACCGUUGAAUACAAGAAUAUUAGCUUCACUGUUUGGGAUGUUGGUGGUCAGGACAAGAUUCGUCCCUUGUGGAGGCAUUACUUCCAGAAUACACAGGGCCUUAUAUUUGUUGUGGACAGCAAUGAUAGGGACAGAGUCGUUGAAGCAAGAGAUGAGUUGCACAGAAUGUUGAAUGAGGAUGAACUCAGAGAUGCAGUAUUGCUUGUAUUUGCUAACAAACAAGAUCUUCCCAAUGCAAUGAAUGCUGCUGAGAUCACUGAUAAGCUGGGUCUCCACUCUCUCAGGCAGCGCCACUGGUAUAUCCAGAGCACCUGUGCAACUUCUGGGGAAGGCCUUUAUGAGGGUUUGGAUUGGCUUUCCAACAAUAUAGCCAACAAGGCCUGAUGCUCUUUCGGAGUCUUAUUGUGGGAGUAAUUCUGGAUGCAGGGGUGAAUAUUAUCUAGCUUUUUUUUUUUUGGGCUUUUUCGAUAUAAGAAAAACAGAAUCUCUUGAGAGAUAAAUUGGUUUUGUGUUUAUCUUCUGUGGUGUAGUAGGACUCAGUGGCUAAAGCUGUUGUAGAAAUUUGUUUUCAUGAUGGGGGAUAUGUGAUACCUGAGCUUUAUAUUUGGGUUUGGCUGCAAUGUUUGUAACUCUCAUGGAAACUAAUUCAAUGCGCCAUCCCUUUUCUGAAAA
This is a messenger RNA of Neltuma alba, 948 nucleotides long. RefSeq names its product ADP-ribosylation factor 2. The transcript is spliced from 7 exons. Gene Ontology annotation, molecular function: GTPase activity; GTP binding. NCBI's taxonomy places the organism in Eukaryota, Viridiplantae, Streptophyta, Magnoliopsida, Fabales, Fabaceae. The coding region runs from base 115 to 660 and encodes 181 amino acids. The record is from RefSeq and is a predicted model, not a curated record.